AUGCACAGGUAUAUGAUUGACGUUUCCCCUAAUGUAACAGCGAGAGAAGGAAUAAAAUGUGAUAAAAAUAAUGAAAUUGCGGGAUAUGAAUCCUUCAGGUAUACAAGUUCUGAUGGGCAACCAUUUUAUAUAUCAGUUCUAUAUUUUAAUGGAAGACCACUUAAAGGCAUAAUACUUUCAAUUAUCAGAAUAAAUUAUCUAAAAACAUAUUUCAAGGAGGAUAAACUACUGCUGAUACAUAUUGUUUUGUAUGAUGCAACGAACAUCUACUACCUAAAUCAAGACACCACCGCAGAAGUAGGAGAUGUGACAUUUACGGAAAUUACCCCUCAAAGUAAACAGCCUAUAGACACUAGUGAGCUUACUCUGAUUUUCUCUAACAUAGAGACAAAUGGUGGAUUUAAUUUCCCUGAGUUUUAUAGGCGGGACAGAUCUACUGCACUCCAAAUUUUUAGUGACUUAGACCUUGUAUUUAAUCUCGAGAGAACUUCCUUAGGUUCUGGUCCAAAUAACUAUCUCUCUGAGAUUUCUACAAGAAAUAUAGCUCUAAAAGAAAAUGAAAUAUCGAAUGGUAGUUUUAAAAAGGUAAAGCAUGCUUUAGUUGACAAAUCAUUCAAGAUUAAAGGAAUUAAACUUAGAAACGGAAAUUACAUGAAAGUGAAGGGCGGUCUUCCAACUGGCAUCUUGGAGGGGUUCAAUGUAUACUAUAGAGAUAGUGAUUAUAGUAAUCCCUUGCUUGUGGAAUUGUUAGAGAUCUGUCCACUCCCUGAUAAUUAUGUUAAGACUAAAUUCUAUCUUACCAUGAAUGAAGAUGACGGAAGGUGGGAUAUUCGCAAGAUAUUUUCAGUUGUUGAUGAGAAAACUGAACUUCCAACUCUACUCCAGAACAUAGUUACACAUAAUAGGCUUAUGGUUGAUGGUAUAAUAGGUGGAGAACUCAAGAACAAGCUUUAUGAUAUAAGACAAUGUUUUUCCAUAGACUUGACUCAGGUACCUUCCCUGGGAAGGAUCUCGUACUAUCUUUUUGAUGGGAUGUGUAUUCCUUAUAGAAGGGAAAAAGAUCCAGUCGGAGGCUAUUAUCUAGUUAGACAUGCAACUAUUCCUCAUUUUACUAUCCAGAGGAUUAAAGUUACUAAGACUAAGGAACUUACCGAAGAUAAUAUUCCUCCAUUGGGCACAUUAUUUGGGAGACUAAAUGCCUACUACACUGACAAUUCAUACAAGGAUGUAGUGCUUAUUGAACUAGAAUGUUUGGAGCAUUCUGAAUUUGAAGAUUCUCCAAUCUUUUUCUACUAUUAUUCCAAUGACGGUAAAGAUAACUGGACAGGAUAUGAAUUAGAAACCACUGUUUCCGAUGAGGAUGGUUUAUGGACUAUCCCAGACAAAGAUGCCCUAAUCGCUCACAUUAAGGAGAAUGAUAACAAGAUAAUUUUUGAGAGGCUUAAGAAAGAACUUACCGGUAAGCUUACUAUGUAUUCCUCAUCAGUGAGUGACAAGAAGAGGAAAGAACAAGAUAUUGUAAAGGAAAUUGAUAAAAGCACAGAGAAGAGGGAAUCAACAGAAUCUAUGCCAAACUCUAAAUUUGCACCAAAGUCCGAGCAUGACAUUCAUUCCGGAGAAAAAUUCGAUGCUCUAGGAUGUGGCAUUGGAGUAACCUUUGGUAUAAUAGCAAUAUGUGUUGGUAUAUAUUUGGUAUUUCCUUCCAUUAAAAGAUUCACACAUCAUCAUACCAUUCAAAAGUUUAUGUACCGUCGCUGCAUUUAG
This is a messenger RNA of Theileria equi strain WA, 1764 nucleotides long. RefSeq lists its product as hypothetical. The record is from RefSeq and is a predicted model, not a curated record. NCBI's taxonomy places the organism in Eukaryota, Apicomplexa, Aconoidasida, Piroplasmida, Theileriidae. The transcript has a single exon. The coding region runs from base 1 to 1764 and encodes 587 amino acids.